Messenger RNA from Ctenopharyngodon idella (grass carp), 880 nucleotides. It is a transcript of the gene lyrm2, whose product is annotated as LYR motif containing 2. The transcript is spliced from 3 exons. Bases 116 to 382 code for a protein of 88 amino acids. Gene Ontology annotation, cellular component: mitochondrion. NCBI's taxonomy places the organism in Eukaryota, Metazoa, Chordata, Actinopteri, Cypriniformes, Xenocyprididae. The record is from RefSeq and is a predicted model, not a curated record.
CAUAAAAUACGGAAGAAGAAAAAGAAGAAGAACAUUGAGACGUCACUGAUUCUGACCAAUAAAAAAACAAAAACAACGUCUGGAUCGGUUCGCUGCGCCCCCUUUGCUCUUCAACAUGGCAGUGUCUCGAUUACCACCAGCUGCGUUGAGUUUCAAACAGUUUUUGCAGAGACAGAAGGUUCUGGGUAUCUACAGAGAUCUGCUCCGAACCAUCCGCAAAAUACCGCUCGAGUCUGAUCGCAGAUAUCUGAGAGAUUGGGCCAGAGAAGAGUUCAAGAGGAACAAGAGCGAAACAGAUCAGGAUGUCAUUCGCAUGAUGAUCACUCAAGCACACAAUCAUCUGGAGGACUUGAGAAAAUCUCUCUCGUUGGCUGGAUGCUAGAAGAUCAGCAGCAUGUUACCACAGACUUCCAAUUCUGAGUUUAACUGGAAACGAAGCUGAAAUGUUCAUGAUUUAUUAAAGGGAUAGUUCACCAAAAAAGUACAAUUCUGUCAUUAUUUACUCACCCUCAUGUCGUCCCAAACCCAUAAGACUUUAAGUCAUCAUCAGAACACAAAUGAAGAUAUUAUUGAUAAUCUCUCAUCCUUUUUGUUCUUCCACUGAAAGUCCAUAAAAACAAAACUUUGCAUGCUUUAAAAGUGCAAAAAGACAUCUUUUGUGUUUUGAAGAUGGAGGAAAUUAUUAUGGAUUUGGAACAAUAUGAAGGUGAGUAAAUGUUAACAGAAUUAUUCUUUUGGGGGGGUUGAACCCUUUAACAAAGUAUACUAUAAUGAGAAAAAUCUGAUAUUUUCUUGUGUAUAUAUAUUUACUUGUAUAUUUAUAAUUCACAAGUACUUCUUUUUAUUUGCCAAAUAUUAAUAAAAAACAAAUCAAAAUUCA